AUGGCUCUAGCAGAAAUGAGUGAGUUAAAAGAUGAUAUCCUUGUGUAUUCAAAGAGUGAAGAAGAUAAUGCUAAACACUUAAGGCCCGUGUUGAGUACGUUGAGAGAAAACCAGCUAUAUGCCAAAUUCUCGAAGUGUGAAUUCUGGCUGGAAAAGGUUGCAUUGUUGGGAAAUUUUGUGUCUAAGGAAGGAGUUUCAGUGGACCAUGCAAAGAUCAAAGCAACGCGAUUGACAACCGCGCCAGUGUUAACUCUGCCAGACGGAAGUGGUACUUAUGAUGUGUACAGUGAUGCAUCUAAGAAUGGUCUAGGGUGUGUUUUGAUGCAGAACGAGAAGGUGAUUGCAUAUUCAUGGAUCACAAGAAUUUUCACACAAAAGGAUUUGAAUAUGCACCAAAGAAGGUGGUUGGAAUUGAUUAAGGAUUACGAUUUUGACAUCCUAUAUCAUGAAGGGAAAGCAAAUGUAGUUGGAGAUGCCUUGAGUAGGAAAUCAAGCCAUAGUGUGAAUGUGUUAGUAGUUGCUAACGAGCUGUGCAAGGAUAUGGAACGAUUGAAUCUAGAAAUCGUGAGUGGUGAAUGUCUGGAAGGAAUGAUUAAUGCAUUAACCAUCCAACCGUCAGUGUUUGAUGAAAUCAAAGAGAACUAA
This is a messenger RNA of Spinacia oleracea (spinach), 645 nucleotides long. RefSeq lists its product as uncharacterized. The coding region runs from base 1 to 645 and encodes 214 amino acids. Lineage: Eukaryota; Viridiplantae; Streptophyta; Magnoliopsida; Caryophyllales; Amaranthaceae. The record is from RefSeq and is a predicted model, not a curated record. The transcript has 4 exons.